Molecule: messenger RNA, 2318 nt
Organism: Rhodamnia argentea
Lineage: Eukaryota; Viridiplantae; Streptophyta; Magnoliopsida; Myrtales; Myrtaceae
Product: protein DETOXIFICATION 43-like
Exons: 13
Coding region: 219-1961 (580 amino acids)
Biological process (GO): transmembrane transport
Cellular component (GO): membrane
Molecular function (GO): xenobiotic transmembrane transporter activity; antiporter activity; citrate transmembrane transporter activity
Source: RefSeq, a predicted model, not a curated record
AUUGGACGUACUUCUCUGGAGUUUUUAGUGUUUCAGUUGUUUCUUUCUCAUCCAAAUCUGGAGCUUGCUACACUCUGCAGAUAAUGAACACUAGAAACCGAUCACUUGAUUGCGGUGCAUCAAGAGCAACACUAUCUUGGACGGCAGCAGCCUGGUUGAAUUUGUUAGAUUUAGAACUUUGGCAGAUUACAGCUCAAGUUCAUUUUCCUUAGAAUAUCAUGGCUGAGGACUCCAAUGCUCACGUUGCUGACGGUAUCAUUGAGGACAACAGUGAUCCAAAUACUCUAGAGGGCAUGCUCGAAGGCAACGAUCAACAUGAUCUUGUGGGCAUGAUAGAGGAAAGUGACCAGGAUCUAUUGAGAAGCCAAUGGAAAAUUCCGAUCUCUGUCUUCUUCAGAGAUGCAAGGCAUGUAUUCAAAAUGGAUGAACUUGGUCGAGAGAUAUUGAGGAUCGCUUUUCCCGCCGCCUUGGCUUUGGCUGACGACCCUGUCGCUUCCUUAAUUGACACUGCAUUCAUUGGUCGUUUGGGUCCAGUGGAGCUUGCAGCUGUAGGAGUUUCUAUUGCUAUUUUUAAUCAAGCUUCGAAGAUUACCAUAUUCCCUCUAGUCAGUAUAACAACUUCAUUUGUCGCCGAAGAAGAAACUGCUGGAAAAAAAUGUGCUGACUUGGAAGAAGAUGACAACCCUAAGAAAUGCUCAACUAAGAACAUAGAAAUGAAAGAGUUGAUGCCUGAUGAUGAAAUGCUUGAGAAAUUGGAAAGGGGUUCCACCAACAGCUGUGAAGUAAAAGAUUUAGUUCCAGCAGAAGAUUUUAUUGCAACUACAUGUAAGUCUCCUCCAAUAAUCAGUAGCAAAACAAAUAAAGCCAAAUUGAGCAAGGAAAGGCGACAUAUCCCUUCCGCGUCUACGGCACUAGUAAUUGGCGGGAUCCUUGGUAUCUUACAAACAUUGUUUCUUAUAUUUGGUGCUAAAGCACUCCUGGCUCUUAUGGGUGUGAAAUCUGGGUCUCCUAUGCUAACCCCUGCUAUAAGAUACUUGACAUUAAGAUCACUAGGGGCUCCUGCCGUUCUUCUUUCUUUGGCAAUGCAAGGCGUGUUUCGAGGUUUCAAGGAUACCAAAACUCCUCUCUAUGCCACUGUUGCAGGAGAUUUCACCAAUAUUGUCCUAGAUCCAAUACUUAUCUUUGUCUGCCAUUUGGGCGUCAGUGGUGCUGCAAUUGCGCAUGUUCUUUCUCAGUACUUAAUAUCUCUUAUUCUUCUAUGGAGGCUGAUGAAACAAGUUGAUCUCUUACCUCCGAAUCGUAAAGAUUUACAGUUUCGCCGAUUCUUAAAGAAUGGACUUCUUUUGUUGGCAAGGGUGAUAGCUGCCACAAUCUGUGUUACCCUUGCUGCCUCGAUGGCUGCACGGCUGGGUCCAACACCUAUGGCUGCAUUUCAAAUAUGCUUGCAGGUUUGGAUGACUUCAUCACUUCUUGCCGAUGGUUUGGCUGUUGCUGGACAGGCAAUCCUAGCAUGUGCAUUUGCAGAGAAAGAUUAUGAUAAGGCAACUGCAGCUGCGUCUAGGGUAUUACAGAUGGGAUUUGUUCUCGGACUGGGGCUUGCCGUGUUUGUUGGUGUUGGCCUGAGGCUAGGAUCUGGAGUAUUCUCAAGCGAUGUCAAUGUUCAACAUCUCAUUUUUGUGGGCAUUCCAUUUGUUGCCGCUACACAACCCAUCAAUUCCUUGGCUUUUGUCUUCGAUGGCGUCAAUUUUGGAGCAUCGGAUUUUGCCUACUCUGCAUAUUCCAUGGUUUUGGUCUCCAUUAUUAGCAUUGCUUCGGUAUUCCUUCUCUCUAAGAGUGACGGUUUUGUUGGAAUAUGGGUCGCUCUAACUAUAUAUAUGGGUCUUCGGACUCUUGCUGGUAUUUGGAGGAUGGGGACUGGGACUGGACCUUGGCGCUUUCUCAAGGGAGGACUUCUUCCAUAGCAUUUAUGAUAUCAAACUUACCUUGAAACUCUUCUUAGAUAGUCCACCCCAUUUCUACAACUCGUGUUUGUUAAUAAUUUCCAUAGAGGCCAUACAUCUCUUACAUUACACUUCGUCCUUCUUACUUGGUGGGUCUCCUAGUUUACCUACUCAGUAAUUGGAUGUUCUCUCUCUGUGCACGCGAGCACGCGUUCACAAUGCGUCCGAGUUGUACAGGAUGAAGCAUGGUCAUGCCUGCCUUUUUGUUUACCAUUUAGAACUUUUUACUGAAUGGAAGUUGUUUUCUUGGCGUAUGUGUUCUACUCAUUAGCGCUUUAGCAGAAACUGAGGAUAGAAAUAGGCCUACGUACCUUGAAC